CUCAAUCUCUCAAUACCACCACGAAACCUUAUCUCACUUGGACCGUUUCUUUUUCUUCCUCCCUCAGAGCUGGACAAAUCGACUCUCGCCGGGAAACCCACUUCUUUUCUCGUCCAUUCUCAUCCAGGCUCGCAGUCCAUUGACCUCCUCCGCUGAUAGGCACACACGGGCACCGCAGCAGUGGUACGCCUGUCGCGAGUCGGGUGGCCAAAGGAGCUCAAAAGUCUCGCCCCGUCCGUACCCUGGUCCUCCACUCCCUUACCGGCAUUUCUCCCCCCAUUGUCGCAACGCCAGCGAUAAGUCGAUCGGGCAAAAACAAUUGAUAUCCUCCUCUUUGUCACUUUUCCGUUAUUUUCCUACCCAGACUACAAGUCACCCAAGUCCUACGCGCAUCCCCCGUCUCUGUUGCCUAUUUGACAAAGUCUAUGGCGUCAUGAUAUCGAUACACUCUGUUCGCAACCCGGAGUGGCCGUCUGAUCUGCGCUUCAUUGAUCGCUGAUCCACAACCCUGGUGAUGGUGAGAUUCGAUACUCACAUUCCAGAACAAUCAUCACAACAGAGUACAUCUUGAAGCACCUGUCACAUCGAGAGAGGCCAUUGUCCUCGUUGCUGUUGAGACUGGGUUCUGGCAGAUUUGACCUUCGGCGAUUUUGCUUUGUGUUCCAACGCCACGAAAGGCUGGACCCUGCUUCUCAAAAUGGCCUAUACUCUCCAGGCGUUUCUCCCGACGCCGCUCACGCCUUCUAUGCCGCUAUACGGUCCGCUUCCUGAACAAAUUGAAGCCUUGCCAAUUACACCGCCGGAUAUACCCACGGGCUUUGACGAGAAGACCUUCAAACCAGACAGUCGAACGAUAAAGAAAGCCUUGCAUGUGCUCGCCACCGAACGGCAGGCACUCUCCCAUCUUGAGGAACUAUACACCAAUUCUGCCGAUGUCCAGGAUUCUCUUCUUCGAGCCAUCCGUCAGAUCAUUCUUUCAGAGACUCGGCAUGGGAAGACCAUCUUCACCGGCGUCGGGAAAUCAGGCCAUAUUGCAAAGAAGCUCGUCGCCACUUUUGUAUCGCUGGGCAUUCAUGCCAUAUUCCUUCACCCGGUUGAAGCCCUUCAUGGUGACCUGGGAGUUGUUCGGCCCUUUGAUACGGUUAUCAUGAUUACAUUUUCUGGAAGGACACCCGAACUCUUAUCUCUCCUUCCGCAUAUAGAUUCCUGUGUACCACUAAUUGUCAUGACGGCGCACCUGACUCCGACCACUUGUCCUCUCCUAUCCCAUCCAGCAAGACAAUCCUCGACGAAUAUACUUCUGCCCACUACCAUCCAUGAAUCCGAGAUCUCAUCAUUUGGUGUGUCGGCUCCAACAACCUCGACGACCAUUACUCUGGCUCUUGGUGAUAGCUUGGCGCUUGCAGUCGCGGAUGAACUUCAUGCUGCUGCCGGGCUUCAGACGCCGGCCAUUUUUGCAGCAAAUCAUCCUGGCGGCGCAAUUGGGGCUGCCUUGAAGACGUCCACUCCCACCACACCCAGAAUGUCUGAACUGGCGACUGCGGUGACUCAAGUGCCAAUUGCGGUGCCACAGCCGAACCACCCGCUCCUGUGCUUGGAUGUGCUUGUGGCCGCAGUAAGGUCACCCCGUGGUUUCGUCCGGACCUCUCAGACUCAUAUGAUAGGUCCACGAAGGAUUCAGAACCUACGAGAUCCCUCUGCACCUGUUUCAGCCAUGGAGGACGAGUGCGGCAGAAUGGAGGUGGAGAAGACCGACUGGAUCUCCGUCCUCAGCUCAACCACGGUUGAAGAGUGCAAGAGAUGGAUUUCCCAGAUGCGGGACGAGGGAUCCGGUCGCGGCAGAGAAUUCCUCAAGCGAGGCACUUUGCUCGGGAUCGUCGACCAUAACGAGGUGACCGGUGUCGUGGAGAUAGAGGAUGUCAUGGGCGAAGACUUUACUUGAUUUUCCCCCAUGGCUGUCUCACGUUCUGUUUGAGGGAAAUCUUGAUAUAACCUUAUAGAGUUUCUACACAAGGGCGGCCAGCAAGUGAUGAUUGAAUGUCGAUGUUGCAUGUUCCUAGUUUGGCAGCAUUAUGAGCUUCACGAAUACCACUCGUCUUCUUCCUCC
Messenger RNA from Cladophialophora immunda, 2107 nucleotides. RefSeq lists its product as uncharacterized. The coding region runs from base 698 to 1942 and encodes 414 amino acids. Gene Ontology annotation, molecular function: carbohydrate derivative binding. The record is from RefSeq and is a predicted model, not a curated record. NCBI's taxonomy places the organism in Eukaryota, Fungi, Ascomycota, Eurotiomycetes, Chaetothyriales, Herpotrichiellaceae. The transcript has a single exon. Gene Ontology annotation, biological process: carbohydrate derivative metabolic process.